Messenger RNA from Castor canadensis (American beaver), 870 nucleotides. NCBI's taxonomy places the organism in Eukaryota, Metazoa, Chordata, Mammalia, Rodentia, Castoridae. The record is from RefSeq and is a predicted model, not a curated record.
UGAGGAGCGAUGCGACAGGCAUGAUGGAGGUCGAGUCUUCCUACUCAGACUUUAUCUCCUGUGACCGGACAGGCCGUCGGAAUGCAGUUCCUGACAUCCAGGGCGACUCUGAGGCUGUAAGCGUUCGGAAGUUGGCUGGUGACAUGGGCGAGCUGGCACUUCAGGGAUCAGAAGGACAGGUGGAAGCAAGCUCUCCAGACAAGGAGGCCGGCAACCAGCCUGAGAACAGCGAUGGAAGCACCUCGUCUUGAGUCCAACUUUGCCCACGGAGGCUGGAAGAGAAACCUGCUGUCCCCUCCCGGAACUGGGGCCCUGGCACUAGCCCAGCAGCCUAUUCUCUGAGCCCAUGGGACAGGCCAGACUGAGAGGCCCCAUGGAGGUCUCCAUGGCCCCUACUCUGGGAAAGCCCCCUGCCCACACACACAGGCUCCCCAUGCCGACCUUCUUACCAUGCCCAGGUACACUUUGAAGGCACCUGUAACUGUGGGAUGCUAUUUAUUCAGCUGGUGCAGGGCUCAGGCCAGGCCCUGCCCACCAGGUGAGCAGCCCACAAGAGAACGCGCCUUCCAUGGGCCACCUGGACCGGGACCAUAUCCCAGCACUGCCCCUCCUUUCCAACCCCAGCCUUCCAGACCUUCCAGGAGGUCAAAACCUUCUUAUCCCUUUUUUAAAAAACACUUUUAAACUUUUUAAAAAACUUUAAACCUUUUUUCAGCAGAGAGGGAAGCUGACAGUCAGUUCACUUUCUUUUUGAAAGCUGUUUUUAAACUCAGCUCUGAUCAUCUAUGCAGCUCCGAGGUUCCCUCAUGGAGCUCCACAUAUCCACUUUUAGGGAAAGGAUUUAGACUCAUUCUUUGCCCUUUCUACCAA